AUGUCCGCGCUCGCCCAAAUCUUGGACGUUUAUUCGAUAAAUCUGGCCAGCAAGACUGGCUCUGUCGUGGGUUGCACCGUCCCAGUAGAGGUUUCGUCGCGGGACACCAUGGCUGAUCCUCGCCCUAGCAACCGAAUUCGGGGAUCCGACGGCCACGUCAGGUUUUAUUCUGAAUCUGCCGUUGAGUUUUACAGGCGGAAUUCGUACAGUGAAAGGUCCUCAUGGAGCUACGGCCGAAAGACUGAGCUGGCAUCAUCGUCUGUUGAUUCCACAUCGGAUACCAAGGUCGAGGACCCGAGUUCAAAGUUCAUAUCGGCAUCAUAUGCAGGACCUGACAUUAAUGGAAGUUCAAGCCAGAGGUAUUCAAGGCGUAAAGCUUUGAAGAAAAUGAGACUGAACAAUGAUCGAAAGAUUAUAUCAUAUCUCAGGAGACGCUUUCGAGAGAGGGCUGAUCCGUGGAUGGAUGAUGAGACGAUAGAAUCGGACAGCCAGGGGGAUAAAACUUACAAAUUCAAACCAAGGACACCUGGCAAAGUUGACAUCUUUACCAAGUAUAAUGAGAUCGGUGGUCGUGUCAGCAAGGAGGGGCAUAUUGUAGAUGGUUUAUACCCUGGAGCCUUUUCCUUUACACCUUUGCCAAGUGACCACCCUCCAACUCCUGAUUAUGAUGAAUCUGUUCCUGCUAAUGGAGCAGUGGACAAAGCUCCAGAAACAUCCCAGGAUGAUGUCAACAGAACUGUUGAAACCAGGGCAAGUCCAAUCCUGGUGCCGUUGACAGGAGCAGGUGCGGACCAACCUUUGUUCCAGAAAGGGAAUCCUCCUGCAAGCAGUGGAAGACUUGACAAAGCACCUUCUGAAAAACUAGAACUACAGUCCAUCUCAGACAGUAUGUCCUCAAUGGGAUCAAGGAACUCUUCAGGACGGUCUCGCAUGUCAAGUGGCAUUAGCCGCGAUGGAAGCGUCGCAAGCACCAUUGCAAGUUCCUCAAGAACUCCAAAGCCACCGGAAUUGGCCAUCAAACCUGAUAAGUCGGCUAAAGGUUCCCCAAUGUCCCCUCUCGCCAAAUCACCUAGUCACUUGUCGCAUUUGCCAACAAUCAAUACAAGUAGAGUAUCAUCACCUCUGGCUGCACAGUCUGGGAAAGAUGUGAAGCUUCCUUCCCUUGGGAUGGAUACCAGGUGUCAUUCAACGGUAUCGGCACAAGGUCGUCAUAGUGGACAUCAGAACCCAGUAGAUGACCACCAAGUCCUCUCAUGUGUAUCUCCUGUACCUACCCCUUAUCCUGAGGAUGGGUUGGAGUCAAGAAGGUCCAUGGAGUAUCAAGAGGUUGUUGACAGUAUCUUGAAGAGCAGGGUAGAUGUCCGCUGCUCCUGGGUGUCCAAUAUCUUCAGACUCUGUGUCUCAUCCACUUUCACAGAUUUUGGAGCAGAGCGCACUGUUCUUGUUGCCAAGGCCUAUCCGAGAUUGCGGGCAUUCUGUCGUGACCGGGGAUUUGAAUUCCAGGUCUGUGACAUGAACUGGGGCUUGAAGGAAUACUCCACGGAUGAUCAUGCCUAUGCUGCUAGCUGCUUGGCUGAAUUGGAAGAAUGUGAGAAGGUCUCCAAAGGACCUUUCUUUGUGACUCUGAUGGGACAGAAGAUGGGAUUCCAAGCCCUUCCUGAUUCUUUCCCAGUGGAAGACUUCUCCUCCAUAGUAUCAGCGAUUGAGAAGGAUCGAGACCACCACAUAGCUACCAGGAGACCCUCCAUGUUCCCAACACAGAGUAUUGAAGAACAACUGAACAGUGGCCCUCCUACUGUAGAAUCCAAAAAAGAUGGUACCAGAGCAAAGCGUUCUUUGUUGUCUAGUGUGAACCGCAUGAUGCUUUCCAUGAGGGUGUUCGGUGGGAUAAACCGUCGUCGGAAUUCAGUUUGGCGUGAGGUUGAGAGGUUACCAGGAGAAGGGCAGGAUGAUUUGGACAAAGGACCCGUCGAAAAGGAGUUUGAUGCUGACCUGAAUGCCCUCAAGACCUGGUAUAAGUUAGAUGAAAAUAGUGUUCCUCCGCUAUAUGUCUUGCAACCAAUCAGUUCUCAGUUCCGAGAGAUCCUCAGCAAUGAUAAGCAAAAAAGACUGCGAGCCAAGAACCAAUGGAUUGUGAUGUAUAAGAGAAUCAUCAAGACCCUAACAAAGUAUGUUCCUAUGGCUGUAAAGGACACCAAGCGAGCGGAAUCAUAUCUCCAAACAGUGAAUGAAAGAGAGCUAGAUCAUGCCGUCUUUUCGGCUGAGCCAGAAAAGAGCAAGAAAGUGGCUAGCUUUGUCCGACAUAUCAAAGACCUCCGUAAAAACCUCCAGGACUACAACGCCAAAGAUUUCAUCGACCUGCAGAACCUGAAACCGGAAAUUGACUUUCCGAAGUUUGAGAGGGCCGAAGAUCUCCGGGAUGUGAAAGUUCCAUCAAAGAUUGGCUUCAGUAAUGUUCAUGAGCACACAAUCAUGUGGCAUAAAGAUGGCGUCAGUCCUACCCAUGUGAGGGCGCACUCUCAGUAUCUAGACGGACUUGCUAAUGAGUUCUUCGAUACCGUGAAAGUCAAACUUGAGAGGGCGAUGUUAGAAGAUAAGUCGCUCACUUCUACUCCAUCAUAUGGCCUAUAUGAGGAGGUUGCCCAACAUAUCAACUUUUUACAGGAAAGGUCUCAAUGUUUCUAUGGAAGGAAAGAACCCCUCCAGUACAUCAAAGAGUAUCUCCUCGGUGACAAUUAUAAACCUCUUGUGCUCUGUGGACUCGCUGGGAGAGGAAAGACAUCACUGAUCGCCAAAGCUUGCCAGCUCACCAAAUCUUGGUUUAAAGAGAGAGACGCAGCCACAGUAGUGAGGUUUGUUGGCCUAACAGCAGAAUCAGAAAACAUCAGAUGUCUACUACAGGGAAUAUGCCAACAGAUCGGGCACACAUACAAUAUGGAUCUUGCGGCCGUCCCAGAGGAUUUCUAUGCGCUUAUCAAUGACCUUGAGGGACGUAUUGCCAUAGCAACAACUCAACAACCCCUCGUCAUCUUCAUUGAUGGACCUGAUAAAUUGAGCAAUGACUACAAGGCCAGGUCCAUGGUCUGGUUGCCUAGCAACCUUCCAGAGAAUGUGAAGAUAGUCGUCUCAUGUACAACUCUAGAGGAAGAGAAGACGGACAGCUUCAAAGCUCUGAAGAAACAAUGUCUCGAUGCAGACUUCUACAUGAUUCCUGACCUUACUCAAGAAGAGUCAAAGUACAUCGUCAGCUACCUCCUGAAGCAGGAAGGGCGUCGGAUCACCCAGGAGCAGCAUGAGACUGUCAUGAAGGCACUGGAGAAGAUAUCAUCACCCUUGUAUCUGAGGUUGGUCUGUGACCAGGCGGUCAGAUGGAGGAGUUUCUCAGAGAAGAGGGAGACGUACCUUGCAACGGAUCUAAAGAAGAUGUUGAAUGGUAUCCUGAUAUCACUUGAAACGAAACAUGGUGAACCUCUGGUCAGACGUUGCCUUGGCUAUCUGACUGCAGCACGGAGUGGCCUAUCAUGGACCGAGCUCAACGACAUCCUCUCCUGUGAUGAGCACGUUAUGACGGACAUUGCCAAGAACCACUCCCCGACCCUAAGACGCAUGCCUCCCGCCCUCUGGUAUCGGCUCAAGGCUGACCUGAGGAAGUUGUUCAGGGUCUGGAAGGUGGAUGGUGUGUGGGUAUGGAGAUGGGCCGAUCAACAGUUCAGAGAGGCAGCUACAGAGAGAUAUCUAAAUCAAAAGGAUAAAGCGCCCUCAUAUCACAGUGCUCUGGGAGAAUACUUCAUGGGGAAGUGGGCGGACCGGAAGAAACCGUAUCCUGGCAACGAGGGUGGGGCGGAUCGCUUCAUCAACCCUCAUCCGCUUCUGAUGACCAGAAUUAAACCAUCAGGCCGGCCUUAUAUAAGGGGCGUGUCUGUAAAGGAAUACAACAUGCGGAAACUCAAUGAACUUCCUCAUCAUCUUCUACAUGCCAGCCAACUCGACAAACUGAAGUCAGAGGUCUUGAUCAACUAUGAAUGGACACUUGCCAAGCUCAGGGCUGUUUCUUUACGAGCCAUCCAGGACGAUCUGCAGAGCACCCUCACGGUUCAUCCUGAUGACUUAGAACUACGACUGAUGAGUAGCACUCUUCAUCUAUCAACUAAUGCUUUACUCAAGGAUCCCAACCAACUUGCCUCCCAAAUGGUUGGCCGGCUCCUUAACAUCAUCACCAACGACAAACCCAUGUCAAUUGGGGACCCUAAGAAGUACCCUACUAUUGCUUCCAUGCUCAACCAAGCGCAGCGGUCAUCCACCCCUGCUCUUAUUCCCUCUGUAUCUUGCCUAGCCCAGCCUGGGGGCGUGCUCUACGACCUCCUGGCAGGUCACACGGAGGUCAUCACUGCGGUGACGGUGUCAAGGUUGACCAUGGCAGUGGCCGCUACGGCUUCGCGGGAUGGGUCGGUGAAGCUGUGGGAUUUGAAGAACAGGAAGGUCUUGAAGACCAUAGAAGGAGUAGGAAAAGAGAUAUCAUCAAUCAGGCUCUGCAAGAAUGACACCAUUGCCGUCACGGUGGAGUCCAGUCGUAUCAAGUUCAACACCUUCAGCAACUGCACCUGCCUCCUGGAGGUCACCCAGUACAUCGACCCGCCCGUCAUCACAACCGCCAGUGAAAAUGAUGACCUGGUGGUGGCGCUGUUCACGGGGUCAAAUGUCAUGCGGACUUGGGAUGUCUCGGGCGAAAGCGUCAAGUCUUUGGUGGAGGUUGACAUCGGGGGACAUGGCAUACACAAGGAUGAGUCUUUGAGUGUUUCCUUUAGUCCUUUCGGUGAGAGGGUGCUCUAUGCAUACAGGAGCAGCAAUACAGCUUCUGUGGUGAAUGCGCGAACAGGGAACAAGGUCCACAAGCUGUCCCCUCCCAAGCCUUCAGCCUCAAUCACAGCCCUAGGGGUUUCCAAGGAUUACUAUGUGAUGGCGUGCCGGUAUAUGUUCCAGAAGGUUUCAGAGAUCCAUCAGCUAGAGCUGUUUGAUAUCAAGAAUGGGGCCUACCUUCGGGCAGUAACAGGUUGCACAACAGACAUUGUGAAUGAGUUGUACGUCAAUCGUCUCGGGUCUCAUGCUGUCUCUGUCUGUCCCAACCCACAUACAAACACAACAACACUGGCAGUGUGGAAUCUAGAAACCGAAGACCAUAAACAUCUAGCAAAGCAUGCACAGAUGUCCAAGCUUGGUGCAUGCAUGGAUCUGUUAUAUUGCCUGACCGCAUCACAAUCCAGCAAAUCCCUUCGCAUCUGGAAUAUCAGCAAGAAAGUCAACGAGCGGGACGAGAAUGCAAACAGGUCCAAGAAGAACCUUGGCGUGACCGGUCUCGUCCCCAUGAUCGACAACCCUCGUUACGUCGUCGCCAAGUCAGUCAAGAACGGCCCGCUGAGUGUGUGGAAUGUUGUCAAGGGGAAGUGUGCAGGAAAUGCAGUGAGAAUCGAGCGAGGGCUUGUCGAUUCUCAUGACAUCGUUCUCAUCAGGAACCACAAGGUUGUCAUCCUGUCAGAUCUUGGAAUGUCCAGUGUCAGUGAGAAGCCAUCACAGGUUUUUCAGACAGUAUUCAUGUAUGAUCUGGGCACCAAGAAGUACAUCAGAAAGCUGACUGGAGUAUUCAUAGUCCCCUCACCAGCACAUGAAUACAGAUUGCUUGAUGGGGAGCUCCUACUAGGGCUAUCUGAGACGAGGGAUCACUUCAUUGCUUGGAACCUUGAAUCGGGGCAUAUCAAGUUCCGAAUCAAGACUGGAUUCAAGACUGAUCGUCUACAGAGGAAGAAGGAGGUAGAGGAACUCAGGUCUAAACUCAAGAGACAAAACACAGCAGAAAUGAUGCCUUGGGAACGGAGGUCAGAGAGUCAGGAGGAGAGACAGAAGAGGAAAGAUAUGGAGCUCGAGAAGGAAAGGAAGAGACUGGACGAUCUGAGAAAGGAGAAAGAGAAUGCUAUUCAGCAGUACUUAAUGAGCAAGGAUGAAAAGGUCUUGGUAUGCUCCUAUUUUGGUCAUCAUCUCUGUGUCUUUAAUGUAGAAACCCAGCAACAUUUGCAGACUGUUGAGAACGAAAGCUCCAUGCUGUAUCUCUAUGUUGCUGCUCUCUCUCCCGAAGGGAAGUACCUCGCACACGUCAACUAUGACGAUAACGAUAAGGUCAGUUACGUUACGGUGUGGAAUCUCCACAAAGGUGAAGUCCGAAAGCGGUUGAAGCGAGAGCCGAACGUAUGCUGCAUUGGGAUGAACAACAACGCGACACGGGUGCUGUUCGGGAAUGAGCGGCAUCAGUUGAAGGUGUGGGACAUACAAAGAGGCAGGAGCACCUUGCGCAGGCUGCGGACAUCGACACAGUCUCUGCAGUUCACAACUAGCAGCAAGAUCUUCAUGCUUGAUGAUGGGGCACGUGCUGUCAUCGUUGCCAGUGACAUCACCCUGUGGGACCUUGACCACGCUACGCAGCUUGCCAUGUUUACCCCAGACUUGAGGAUAUCCUGCGUAGAGGUGGUGAUGUCUGGACAGAUGAUUCUUCUAGGUCUCCAGGACUCAUCAGAUGUUGUCACCCUGAGACUGAAGGGCCGGGACAUCAAGCCACCAGACUUUUUGACAGGUGAUGCACGAGGGAAGGAACUCUUUGGCGAGACCACUGGAGAUACUUCCCCAGAAGAUGAGGAAGAAGAGGAAGAGGAGGAAGAUUAUUAACUGUCACUUCCUCAAGAGCAGAGAAGCAUGGGUAGAAGGAUGAUCAAUAAAUCUUUGGUGAAUCAUUGCUACUCCUUAAAACUAAAGGGAGAAGUGGAAGAGGGGGAAAAUGAAUGAGAAUUAUUUUCAAAUACCAGAGCUGUUAUCUCAACAGUACUGUAAUAAAGAGUUUCUGGAAAAGCCGCAUUGAUACUUUCGCAGAGUGAAAGAAGGUUGGGCAAAUGGUUUGUGAUAUAUUUAAAAUAUAUUCUGCAGUGUUGCUGCAAUUAAGGAAUCAUGGUUCAGUAAUAUAGUAUCAUUAUUGAGGAGGAUUAUAAUCUUCAACACAUGUCAUACCAAACUGGACUUCUUAAAAUGAAUGUAGCUGUGAACCUUUGACUUCUAAUUUUGAAAUCAAUUUAAACUUAGAAAAGAUUGAACUUUGAAUUUUGAACUAUUCUGGUUUUCUUCAAAUAGGGUCAGUAGUAUUCAAGUUCUACUGUCAGAGGAAGGGCUUCUUUAGCUGUGAAGUUGGAUUCACAUGUCUUAUAAGCCUAUUAGACUUUACUCGACUCCUCUUUACUGGACAUUAAGAAAGACUCGAUAUUUAAUAUGACCUUUUCAUCAUAUAAGCAUCUUUUAGUUUAUUAUAGUUUUAAAGAUACCCAUACCAAUAUUUCUAUGAUAACUUUACAUGUAUGGUGAAGAAUCCAUAUUUUCCUUAAGAUUUUGGUAUUUUUCUUGCCAAAUAUCAGUUAUUGGCCAGUUAUGGAAGCUGAAUUGAAUAACUCAUGACAAUCACAGUUUCCAAAGUUUGGUUAUAUUUCUUGUAGCCGGACUUUGAUGUACCAUUUGGCUUUUUUUGCAUGUGUCUAAUCAGGCACAUAUUGCACAAAAUGUUGACUUUGCUAUUAGUCAAAGUCAUAUUAUGUUAUUUUAUAUUUCAUGUUCUCUUAAUUUAGAUUGUUUAUGCCAUUGUUUUAUUUCAUUCUAUUAUAUUUUCUUACAGAAAUUUACAUUUUUUAGACUCUAUAUCAUAUGAUUUUCAUGAAAAUAUAGUGCAUUAUAAAAUAUAAGUCAUUGAUUAAACAAUGAACAUAUUCAUAUGAUUUACAACAUAUCCAUGAAUAAUAUUCUGAUUUCAGAUUUACCUUAAUGCAUAGCAGUUAGUGCAGUUGUUUUUUGUGCCAUAGUUUUCAUAUUCAUUGUUUUGUGCUCCUAUUUAUUAACAUAUAUUCCAAAAGUAGACCCUUGACAAAUGUAUUUGCCAACAAAAUUCCAUACUCCUCACAUUUAGAUUUAUUUUCUUUUUAAUGUUUAUGAAUUCUGCUGUGAAAAUUUAAAUCCAUAUUGUUCCUAUUUACAGAUAUAUAAUACAAACAGAAAUGUUCCUACCAAAAACUGCUAUGUAUUGCACACACAGUCAAAGGAAUUUUCCUAAAUGUUAUUGUUUGCCUCAUUUGCUUUUUUGCUCUGUGGAGGAUACAGUGAAUAAGGGGACUUGUCCCUCAUUGAAUGAAAUUAAUUAAAUUCUGGAUCCGCCAUUUUGCUAAUCUUUUCUCAAAAUGAAUUUAAAAUUGUGUGUCUUUGUGAUAAGUUGGCCUAUACAAUGCACACCUCUCAAUUCUUUACUCUUCAUGUUGAUAAGCUUUAUAUUUUGCUCUCGAAUAAGAGCAUACUAAUCAAUACUAAUGUUCACCACUAUCCUGUGGGGUAUUUCUCAUGGCUCUGGCCACAAAGGAUUAUACAUGUAUAUUGUUACUAGGGGUGCUGUGACAAUGCUCAGCACCCCCCCAGUAACAAUAGAAUAAUCCUCCAUGGACAAGGCCUUGGUAUUUCUUGUUGCCAUAUUGUAGAUGAAUGUUAUUUAUAUACUCAAUUAUUCCUUUUAUUCGUCAUUCAAUUGCCAUAACUGAAAUAAACGUAUUUGUAUAAAUGAA
Molecule: messenger RNA, 8630 nt
Organism: Lytechinus pictus (painted urchin)
Lineage: Eukaryota; Metazoa; Echinodermata; Echinoidea; Temnopleuroida; Toxopneustidae
Exons: 30
Coding region: 1-6711 (2236 amino acids)
Molecular function (GO): protein binding
Source: RefSeq, a predicted model, not a curated record